AAAUAAAUUUUGAACAUUUUCAGGUCCCUUCACAGAUGUAGUCACUACAAAUCUUAAACUACGAAACCCAUCAGACAGAAAAGUAUGUUUUAAAGUGAAGACCACGGCACCUCGUCGAUACUGUGUGAGGCCAAAUAGUGGAAUUAUUGACCCAGGAUCUUCUGUAACUGUAUCAGUGAUGUUACAACCUUUUGACUAUGAUCCUAAUGAGAAAAGUAAACACAAGUUUAUGGUACAGACAAUCUUUGCACCACCAAACAUUACAGAUAUGGAGGCUGUGUGGAAGGAUGCAAAAGCUGAGGAUUUAAUGGAUUCCAAAUUGAGAUGUGUAUUUGAAAUGCCUAAUGAAAAUGAUAAGCUGCAGAGUGGGUUUGCAGAGCCUAAUCCUUUAGCCGUUGGUUUAGUCACUCCCCUAAAUCUUGCAAUGAGAGAUCUACUGAGUGCUGAGGGCAUGUCUCACCUGCCAUCUCAGGCUCUACCUUCUUCAGGAUCUGUAUACAUAACUACAGCCAACAACAACAAUCUUCAGACAUCUGCAGAUUUUAGCCAGAAGAUUGACAUGAUGGAGCCAGGCAGUGAGGUCACACACAGGAUGCAUCAGAAUGACAUAGAUGCAAGUAAAUCUGCCCCAAUACUGAAUACAACUAAACAGGAUGGGCCAAUGCCAAAACCACAUAGUGUUUCACUUAAUGACACUGAAACAAGAAAGCUCGUGGAAGAAUGCAAAAGACUUCAGGCAGAUGUGGUGAAACUAUCAGAAGAAAAUAGACAUCUGAGAGACGAAGGUUUGAGGCUGAGAAAGGUGGCACACUCAGAUAAACCUGGACCAUCUGGCUUGGCCUUCCGGGAUAAUGGCUCCAACCCUCUUCCCUCACUUCUUGUUGUAAUUGCAGCCAUUUUCAUUGGAUUCUUUUUAGGGAAAUUCAUCUUGUAGAAAGAGAGAAAGAAAGAAGCAUGCAAAAUGCAGCUUCCUUUUUUUCUUGGCCAGAAAAAAAAAAGUAUUUACCUACCACUUCAUUGGUAGUAUGGCCCAGGUGACCAUUUUUGUGUACAGCAUCAUAUAGGCUUUGCCUUUAAUGAUCUUGCACGGUUAGACAACACAAUAAAAAGAAACUGUUCGGCUGCUGGACGAAAUUGUAUAUUAAUUCAUCAAUAGCAGGUGUCAGUUGCACAUUCAGUCCUUUAUGAAAUCUCAUAAAUAAAGAAUUGUUAUUUCUUUCUGUGGUUUUAAUAAGAGUUAAAAAUUGUUCAAAGUCUUGUAAAUGUUAUUUUAAUAAUCCUUUUAAAAUUUUAUCUGUUGCUCUUGCCUCUUGGAAAAUGAUUACUAGAAUGCUAAUCCCACUUGUUCAGGAAUAUGAUGAGGCAUUUUGUGGGGAAAUGUUUCCUCUUAGUGUGUAAAUUUCUCCUUUACCUUACUUUGCUAAUAUCAUGGCAGAAUUUCUUACCCUUGUGAGGCGGUUGUUGAAAAAGGUUUUCAUCUUUACAGCCCUAUCCCAUGGUAUUUAACAUAUGAAAUAAUAAAACUGUUAACAGAC
Sceloporus undulatus (fence lizard) is the source of this 1535-nucleotide messenger RNA. It is a transcript of the gene VAPA, whose product is annotated as VAMP associated protein A. The transcript is spliced from 6 exons. Gene Ontology annotation, cellular component: plasma membrane; endoplasmic reticulum membrane. The record is from RefSeq and is a predicted model, not a curated record. Gene Ontology annotation, biological process: neuron projection development. Lineage: Eukaryota; Metazoa; Chordata; Lepidosauria; Squamata; Phrynosomatidae. The coding region runs from base 179 to 934 and encodes 251 amino acids. Gene Ontology annotation, molecular function: FFAT motif binding.